Molecule: messenger RNA, 1573 nt
Organism: Ostreococcus lucimarinus CCE9901
Lineage: Eukaryota; Viridiplantae; Chlorophyta; Mamiellophyceae; Mamiellales; Bathycoccaceae
Exons: 1
Coding region: 183-1535 (450 amino acids)
Biological process (GO): tRNA modification
Cellular component (GO): cytosol; cytoplasm
Molecular function (GO): aspartic acid methylthiotransferase activity; 4 iron, 4 sulfur cluster binding
Source: RefSeq, a predicted model, not a curated record
CCAUGUCGACGCCGCUCUCGACGCGCGCGCGCGCGCCGACGCGCGCGGAAUCUCGGACGCGGCGUCGCGACCGCCGAAAGACGCGCGCGACGCGAACGACGCCGCGGUCGAUCGCGGAACCGUCGGAAACCGGAACCGGCGGCGCCGACGCGGCGAGCGAUUCGCGACGGAAGCGCGUCUCGAUGGUCAGCCUGGGGUGCCCGAAGAACACGGUGGACGGGGAGGUGAUGCUGGGGGAUCUGCACGGCGCGGGAUUCGACGUGACGGACGAUCACGAGAGCGCGGACGCGAUCGUCAUCAACUCGUGCGGAUUCGUGGAGGACGCGAAGAACGAGAGCGUGGAGGCGAUCCUGGAGGCGUCGCAGCUGGCGAACGGGAGCAAGAAGAUCAUCGUGACGGGAUGCUUGGCGCAGCGGUACGCGAACGAUCUGGCGAACGAGCUGCCGGAGGCGGACGUGAUCGUGGGGUUUGAGAAUUACGCCAAUCUGCCGAAAACCGUGGGGGGGUUGCUCGGCGUGGAGACGAACGGGUUGAUCGCGCCGCAGCAAGCGCGGGUGCAGGUGGGAGGGGCGAGCCCGCCGUUUAGAGAAGAGAUAAAACGGUUGAGGAUCACGCCGAGACACACGGCGUAUCUGAGAGUGGCGGAAGGGUGCGAUCACAAGUGCACUUUUUGCGCGAUUCCGAGCUUUCGCGGGAGGUUUCGGUCCAAGCCGUGGCAGUCAAUCAUCGACGAAGCGAAGGCGUUGGCGGAUUCGGGAGUUCGUGAGCUUAACUUGAUCGCAGAAGAUACGAAUCAGUGGGGCAUCGACUUGAGAGCGAGCGAUGGACGCGGGUUGGCCGAGCUCUUGUACGCGCUCGCCGAGGUCGAGGGCAUCGAGUGGAUGCGCAUCCUGUACGCGUAUCCGUCGUACUUUUCCGACGAGCUCAUCCGAGCCAUCGCGGAUGUUCCGCAAGUGUGCAAAUAUAUCGAUAUUCCGCUUCAGCACAUCACAAACUUGUCGCUAUUGCGAAUGAAUAGGCCGCCUCGGCAGCACACGGAGGAUUUGUUGUACAAGCUGCGAGACCGAAUUCCGGAUUUAGCGCUUCGCACAACCUUCAUCAGCGGAUUCCCGGGAGAAACCGAGGAAGAACACGAAGAACUAAUGCAAUUUUGCCGUGAUUUCAAAUUUGAACGACUCGGUGCGUUUGCGUACAGCGAAGAGGAUGGUACGCCGGCGAUGGAAUACCCGGACCAAGUUCCGGAGGAAAUUCGCGCGAUUCGUCGCGACCAGCUCGUGUCGCAACAGCAAGAGAUCAGCGAAGACUUUGCGAUGAGCCGCGUCGGAAAGGACGUGGAUGUGUUAAUAGAUAAUUGGGACGAAGAUAUGCAGGCGUUCAUCGGGCGUACCACGCUCGAGGCGCCGGAUAUUGACCCCGUGGUUUUCGUCACCGAGGACAAGUCCAAGGGCUUGCCUCCGAUCGAACCGGGACAAAUGCGAAGGUGCAACGUCAUCGGAUCGAGUCUUUUCGAUCUCGAGGCGCAACCCAUCAUGUAAAUUGUUUCUUCAACGCAUAACUACGCGCAGGCUUCAUU